AGCGACACAGGGCAGCAGACACCAAGCACCGGAGUUGAGUCCAUAUCCGCCUACCCGCCACCCUCGCUGCGGAAAAGCAACACCACGACGCCUCGCAGCCGAUGCGAGUUUCAUGUUUUGACAACUCAGGCAGGGCCAUGAUCACGGUAGCCUCGCAGUUGCUGCUGCUGGUAGCGUUGGAGAGUUAUCACAACACCAGAUUGGUAUCUGACAACACCAUAGCACGUACCUGAAGUCAAAAACUGGAAGCUACUGCAACCAGCUGACAGUCGAAGUGGGAAGCUGGAGAAUCUAGGAUAAGAAAGAGGGAACAUAUAUUAGAGCCCAGGCUCCCUGCUUGCAUCUAUUGCUUGCUUGAGUAGAGUCGACCAGAGAAUAGUGGGCGACAGGACGUCGGUCAGUACGCCGCAAAGAAUCUUUCAUUUUUUUUUUCCAUAAAAAGUUCUUCAUACUGAGUGCUGAAUAAAAAGCGCUCCGUCAUUGAGACCGUAAUCUGUAUGUGUCACGGUGUGGUAUGAUCUCGACUUGUUGGUUAUGCGGGUGUUGUGGCAAUCCUUGCGACCAGGCAGCGAUGAUGUUUUCUAGUCUGACGAUACAUGGUUAAAACCGCACUCGGGAAUACUGAAUCACUCAUAGGGAGUCGUAUGUGAAGAAAUUAAAGAGGAUGCCAAUUCUCAAGUAUCGGACUUUGCUUCUUCUCACAAUGUUUACAUUCCUGGCUGUUGCUGGUCGAAACAUUCCUGCUGCGGUGCCAUCGACUGCGAUUUUUGCUCCAACUACCAAAGUCAAGCUUACACCGACCAGGAAAUUGUGGUUUGGAGUAGUCUCUUGGGCACAAAGUGGCAGCCAAUCUCAGUUGCAGGAUAUGAAUCCUUCUUCAAAUACUAAGACAGUUCGCGGCAACAAAAAAAAUGACUUGAUCUAUGAGCAAAGAUUAUUGGUGGGCUCAUCUCCACCGUCAUGCGCAGGAAAGUGUGGGCCGUGCACGCCGUGCAGACCAAUUCACGUGUCAGUCGGGAGUCCGCAUGCAAGGUCGGUGACAGAGCAUGAAUACUAUCCGGAGGUCUGGAGAUGUAAAUGCAAGAACAAUCUCUACGAACCUUAGGUGCCAAAUUUUUGAUGCUGCAUUACUCUAGUGGAGGACAUUCAAAUUGAUUCAAGUUGAUGACUCAACUAUAAUGGUCUAUAGAAGAAGCCCAAAAGUUAAAACAUAUGGCAUUAUCAUUUGUAUCAUUUACUCGAGCAGCAUUUUCUCAGCACCACAAAGCUAAAACUUAAUUUGGAAUGGCUUGUAGAAGUCAACACCGCAGCUUCCAGUAUAUACAAGCUUCCGAAGAACGAAGGUAGAAUGUAUAGGUCUCUUGCAUAUUGUGUACAUGACUCUGAUGAUAAGGUUUGUAGUGAUUAUGGUUUGAGAUUAAAUAUCUGAUAGAUACAAAAAAAGUGUAACCGAUUGAAGAACAACUUCAAGGUUAUACAAGCUUCGAUAUCUGAUUUGUAGAGGUUGAGCUGGUAGAUUUUCACCAGUUUCUUUAUGCAGAAGAUAUCCGUAGAGGUGUUUUCAUGAGGUUUUUUUUAUGUUGCAGCAUAACUGCUUAAAAGGCCCCUAGGCAACGUGGGGAUCGUAUUUAACAGCUUA
This is a messenger RNA of Physcomitrium patens, 1639 nucleotides long. RefSeq names its product polygalacturonase. The record is from RefSeq and is a predicted model, not a curated record. Gene Ontology annotation, biological process: stomatal complex development. NCBI's taxonomy places the organism in Eukaryota, Viridiplantae, Streptophyta, Bryopsida, Funariales, Funariaceae.